Zymoseptoria tritici IPO323 is the source of this 1622-nucleotide messenger RNA. RefSeq lists its product as uncharacterized. The transcript has 5 exons. Gene Ontology annotation, molecular function: alpha-1,6-mannosyltransferase activity. Bases 390 to 1622 code for a protein of 410 amino acids. The record is from RefSeq and is a predicted model, not a curated record. Lineage: Eukaryota; Fungi; Ascomycota; Dothideomycetes; Mycosphaerellales; Mycosphaerellaceae. Gene Ontology annotation, cellular component: mannan polymerase complex. Gene Ontology annotation, biological process: cell wall mannoprotein biosynthetic process; protein N-linked glycosylation.
CGCCAUAUCUUUUUGCCCAGGGCAUGUCGUGAUCUUUCCAUCUACUGCUUUAUUAGCGAACUCAGCUCAAUCUCCAACCUCUUGUACUACCAAACCCCAGCUCUCACCCACUCACCCACCACACACCACACACCACACUCGCUUGGUACAUUGCUCUGCUUUCGAUAUACCCUCAAGACCUUAUCGCAAACCAUCACAAUCUCCCGUCUGGACCCCUAGGCGCGCAAGCAAAAGAUCCUCGAGCUCCCACAACCUCGCCUGGUUUCAACCCGCUGCCCCGGGAAAGGCGCAGAUCCACCGGCACGAUUCCCACAAAACGCAGAGGCACGCAUAGCGCAGCGCAGGAAGAGGGCAAGACGCAGGGCGUCGUGGAGGUCUCGAAGGAUACCAUGCUGCUCCCGAAGAGCGCGGGAGAGGGUGGCGGCAUGACAUGGAAGAGCGCGCGCGCAAGACUGCCACCGACGCGAGCUGUCUGGACAUUUCUUACGCGCACGAGAUUUCUGUUGUUCGUUGGCCUUGCGGGGAUUGCUUUGAUAAUAUGGAAUGGUGUGAGGGGGAGUGCGAGCGAUUGGCAAAGGUUUUACUGCUUCGGUCCAGCCAAGUCACCGAUGCAAAUGACAGCGAAUGAGCAGGCAAUGUGGGCAGGACAUCAACAGACGCCAGUGAUUUUCAACCACCACGAACCGAUCGAGGUCAACAGUUCGACAAUCCAACGAGUCGACCUCAACCCGAUCGUCUCAACACCAAAGGCACUCGCCAACGAAGAGCGAGUCCUCAUCCUCACCCCUCUACGGAACGCCGCACCAUACAUCGAGCAGCACUUCGACCUCCUCACGCAACUCACAUAUCCUCACCGCCUCAUUGAUCUAGCAUUCCUCGUGGGAGACAGCACAGACGAUACAGUUGCAGUCCUGGCCAUGGAGCUGGAUCGCAUCCAAUCUCCACAGGACAGCAACUCCUUCCGCAGCGCGAUGAUCGUGGAGAAAGACUUUGGAGUGACAGUGGGACAAGAUGUGGAAGACAGGCAUGGAUUUGCGGCACAAGGACCGAGAAGGAAAGCCAUGGGUAAAGCGAGGAAUUACCUGCUUUCGACGGCAUUGAAGCCCGAGCACAGCUGGGUGUACUGGAGAGAUGUGGAUAUCAAGGAUAGUCCGAGCAAGAUCAUUGAGGACUUUGUCGCUCAUGAUCGGGACGUUCUAGUGCCGAAUGUUUGGUUCCACCGCUACAAGGAUGGUGUCGACAUUGAAGGACGCUUCGACUACAACUCAUGGCAAGAGUCUGACCAAGGCCGAAAGCUCGCAGCGAGUCUGGACAAGGACGUUGUACUGGCAGAGGCAGGCUACAAGGAGUACGCCACUGGUCGGAAAUACAUGGCACGCAUGGGCGACUGGCGAGACAACAAAGAUAUUGAGAUCCCGCUCGACGGCAUUGGCGGUGUGAACAUCAUCGUCAAGGCGGAUGUACACCGAGCUGGCAUCAACUUCCCCUGCUACGCCUUUGAAAACCAAGCCGAAACAGAAGGCUUCGCGAAAAUGGCCAGACGCGCGGGCUACGGCGUAUAUGGACUGCCGAAUUACGUGGUGUGGCAUAUUGAUACUGAUGAGAAGCCGGGUAAUGCAUAA